CACACAGUCUAUGGUACAGACCUGCACGCGCUUGCAUCGCUUCCCCCAUUCCAUUAAUGAAAAAUAUGCAGUUUAAAACUAAAUGAUGCGGAUUUGUGCACCUGUCCGUAGGAUCUGAAGGCACCUGGAUAAUAUUGUGUUCUUCUGCUGCUUGAGACACGUGCUUCAGCUUCUGCUCGCCUUCUUGGGUUUAGUAGGUUUGUGGUGCUAACCCCUUGUGCUGCUCUGGAGAGUCUGUGGGAUGAGGCACCUUAUUGCAGUGGCUGGUGUGGAUCCACGUUGUUCUCUCUGCCACCUUCACUGCUGUGUGGGUGGUAAAGAGGAUCUGGAACUGGCCUUGCCACCUUCUGGAUCGCCAGUUCUUUCAUCUGAAGUCUUUUACCACCACACAAUCGCCUGAUUGCAGUUUGUGGAGUGGUGUGGAUGCAGGUACCUCCAGUGUGUCCCCUUCUGUGUAACCUGAAGACAAUAAUACGCCAGGUCCCGGAAACAUCUCCCCUGAAAGAUGAUCCACUUGUAGGAACAAAACACCACACAACUUGGAUUACUCGCAGCGAACCAAUGAGGCGUAUUCAAACCUUCAGUGCUUUGGUUCUCCUUGUCUCUUUAUUUCUGAUCUUCUUCUACUCAACUCUACACCUGGAGACGACUUACAGUCGCAGGGCUGCACCAGAUGAACUCCUCAAACAUCCUGCCCUCCGUGUUGACGACAGGGAUAUGAAAACACAAUCCUCCAAGCAGAAGCGCUUCACCACACCUCACACAGAUUUCCACAAAGUGUCCGUCAGUAAAGGCCUCAGAGAAAGCAUCCCUCAAAACGGAGCGUACUGGAACCGUCUGCUGUACUUGGCUCUCAGUAAUCUGGACAAGGGAGAAAAUCCUUUCAUACAUGAGUACGAUUGGUCUCGCUGCAGGGAGACAAAUCAAGAUCUUCUGCAAACCAAUGUGCACGACGUCGGCUCCUACUCCGUCGUAUUCCAGGACUUUUUGCAGGGCAUGAACUGCAGGACACCUCCAGUACUGUUUAAUCAACCUAACAAGUGCAUCUCUGAUAAAGACAACCAGACGGUCCUGCUUUUUGCUAUCAAGUCAACUCCUGGAAACUUUGAGCGGAGACAGGCAGUACGAGAGACCUGGGGGCGAGAGGGGCUGCAUCAGAGUGGAGUGAGGGUGCACACUGUGUUUCUGCUGGGCAGCUCCCCUCUUGGUGACCCUGACCUCAGCCCACUGCUGUCUUUUGAAGCAGGACACUUUGGGGACCUCCUGCAGUGGGACUUCCAUGAAUCUCUCUUGAACCUGACGCUCAAAAUGAACAUGCUUCUCCAAUGGACACUGCAAUACUGUCCUAAUGCUACCUUUGUCUUUAGUGGCGAUGAUGAUGUAUUUGUCAACACGCCAGGGUUACUCGGCUACCUGCGGUCUCUGGAGCCAUCCAAGGCCUCUCGGUUGUACGUUGGACAUGUCAUAACCACAGCAACUCCCCUCAGGGACACUAAAAGCAAAUACUACAUUCCUCUGAGCUUCUAUGAAGGCCCAUACCCUGCUUACGCCGGUGGUGGCGGUUUUCUUAUCUCUGGAGCGAUGCUGCAACCCCUACAUUCAGUUUCACGCGUCAUUCCUUUCUUCCCCAUUGACGACGUCUACGCUGGGAUGUGCUUUAAGGCUGUGGGGGUUUCUGCGGAGGCAAACUCGCGCUUUCAGACAUUUGACGUCAAGGAGCAAGAUCGUGAGAAUCUGUGUGUACACAAAGAUCUUAUUCUGAUCCACCAGCGCUCCCCGCGGCAGAUUAAGAAGCUGUGGAAGGGCAUUCACAGCCCCUUGUUGACUUGUUGAACGGGACUGAUGAGCUAAAGAACACAAAGAGGAAAUAUUGACCGCAGCGACAUAUUGGCUCAUUUGCUUCCAUCAUCACUGUCCUGCUUCAAGAUGAUGCUGCAGGAGCUUCAACAUAUUUCACUGCCAAGUCAAAUUGAACUCUUUAAUUGUUAACUCACUUUUCCUAUUUAAUUAUUGAAUUUGAAUAAAACAAUUAUUCAACCAA
This is a messenger RNA of Cottoperca gobio, 2041 nucleotides long. RefSeq names its product UDP-GlcNAc:betaGal beta-1,3-N-acetylglucosaminyltransferase 2, like (gene b3gnt2l). Gene Ontology annotation, biological process: poly-N-acetyllactosamine biosynthetic process; protein O-linked glycosylation. NCBI's taxonomy places the organism in Eukaryota, Metazoa, Chordata, Actinopteri, Perciformes, Bovichtidae. Gene Ontology annotation, cellular component: Golgi membrane. Bases 424 to 1833 code for a protein of 469 amino acids. Gene Ontology annotation, molecular function: protein N-acetylglucosaminyltransferase activity. The transcript is spliced from 3 exons. The record is from RefSeq and is a predicted model, not a curated record.